CAUUUCCGGGUCGUAGCAUUUCUUCCAUGCUACAGAGACGGAGCAACCUCACGUUGAAAACAAAACGGAUAACUUCAUCCAUUUAGUCCACGGCUAUCAUGUUUAAACUGGAAGGGCUCGGACCAAAAAUGGACCCAGAGGAAAUGAGGAAGAAAAUGCGCCAAGAUGUCGUCUCAUCUUUACGAAACUUUCUUAUUUACGUCGCUCUCCUGAGAGCAACUCCAUUUGUAUUGAAGCAGCUGGACAGUAUAUGAGAGGGGCGUCUUCCUUCCAUCCCGAGGAGAUCCCAUGUCAGAGGCUGUGUGGACCACGAUAUGUAGCGGAUGUCCAGCGUUUGUCCAACUGCACGACAUGGAGGAUGUCCAGCGACUGCCCGUCUUUACGCCUUGAAUCAUAUCCACUUUAAUUGUGUUCAUACUCCCUCGAUUUUGUUUAACCAUUUUUAUUGUGCUCAUUUUUCAACCAAACAUGAAUGGCCAUUAAAGAAAAAGUAUGUUGGAUUAAAUGUCAAGUUUAAA
Molecule: messenger RNA, 518 nt
Organism: Syngnathus typhle (broad-nosed pipefish)
Lineage: Eukaryota; Metazoa; Chordata; Actinopteri; Syngnathiformes; Syngnathidae
Gene: tomm5
Product: translocase of outer mitochondrial membrane 5 homolog (yeast)
Exons: 2
Coding region: 99-254 (51 amino acids)
Cellular component (GO): mitochondrial outer membrane translocase complex
Source: RefSeq, a predicted model, not a curated record